Molecule: messenger RNA, 625 nt
Organism: Spizellomyces punctatus DAOM BR117
Lineage: Eukaryota; Fungi; Chytridiomycota; Chytridiomycetes; Spizellomycetales; Spizellomycetaceae
Exons: 3
Coding region: 86-520 (144 amino acids)
Source: RefSeq, a predicted model, not a curated record
GCAUGACCUAAAAGCUAAAAGACAUGGUACUUGUUCUUUUCGAAAGGGACAUAUCCAACCGGCAACAUCUUCUAACUGACGAUAGAUGUCCAUGUCGUACCGACAGAAUUUUAUGAACGCACGGAUGAUGUCAAAAAUUGCUUUUGUCUCUCGCAUGUCAACGGUGGCAGUUCACCGGACCCUCUUUCGGCCAUUGUUUGCUGUUCGCAGCUAUGCACCUUUCGGGUCGCAAAUGAGCGAUAACGAUCCUCAUGUGUUGGAAAGGGAGAAGCGCCGCAUCUUGGAAGGUCAUGUUAAGGGAGUCCUUCCUGAUGUACCCCAUUGGGACGAAAAGCUCGCAACUGAUUCUGAAGCCAUAGUCAAAGCAGACCGAUCCUUUGUCGGCGCACCCCCGGAACAGCUCCAAUACAUAAGCUUGGACAUUCUCGAAGAAGAGCUGAUCGAAGAAACUACCGCGGACACGGAGGCUCAAUCGACUGGAAAACAUGGAACGGUUGCAGGUGGUGAGAAGGAUGCGUGAAUUUGGGGUGGUUGUAAAUAGUUGAAUUUGCUUUCAAGUGUAUAUGCGGCUUGUCAACUGGAAAUAUAUUUCAAUUGGGCAUUCUUGUAAAAUGGUCAUGCGACA